GUUAGGGGUAAACAAAAAUCAGUGAGAGGCGUUUAAGAGGAAUCGCUCUGCUGUGGCUUAAACCUUCACUUUUCAGCAAAAGAGUGACUUAUAAACCUGCUGACAGAGUAUGCUCUGUUAUCUGGGCAUAAAUACCGAAUUUUCGUUUAUUUCUAUAACUAAUUCUAGCACAUAAGCGUUGUUGCUCUCUUCUUUAGCUGUUUAUCUGGACAUCCGACGUUGCUUCUAGAGUUCCGCUAGAAAGUUGUUCUAAUUAAUUCGUCGGCGUAAAUCAUAUCAAGAUCCAGAAUUAUGCUUUUGAGGGACAAUUCUGGAGUGAAGGGCGGGUGAAGCAACAGCAGGUCACCUUCUGCAUCAAAUAAUAAGAGAAUUGCUGUGGGGGUGAUAGCAUCAGGUUGCCAUACUUACUGUUAGCUUUUCAGCGCAACGAGUAAUGGAUUUGAUUCAGAAGUUGCUGAAUAUAACACUUAUUCCAUCAACUUUCUUCGCCUUGCUUUUGCUUGUCCCUCCCUUUUAUGUGCUCAAGUUUUUAUCUUCACUCUUCAAAAGCUGCUUAAACCAUGAAUCCGUCGCCGGCAAAGUCGCCCUCAUCACCGGAGCCUCUUCAGGAAUUGGCGAGGAAUUGGCUUACGAGUACGCGAGAAGAGGAGCUCGUUUAGCCCUUGUAGCCAGAAGAGAAGAUCGCCUUCGUUCAGUCCUCGAUAAAGCUCUUCAACUGGGUUCGCCAGAUGCUAUGAUCAUUCCUGCUGAUGUUUCCAAUAUUGAAGACUCUCAGCGUUUCGUUGCCCAGACCGUCAACCAUUUUGGCCAAUUGGAUCAUUUGGUGAACAAUGCUGGGAUCGCUCAAGCCAAAUUUUUUGACGAAUUCUCUGAGAAGCUAUCUGAUCUGGCUCCAAUGAUGGACAUAAACUUCUGGGGUUCAGCGUAUGCUACACAUUUUGCAGUUCCACACUUGAGAAAGAGCAGAGGAAAGAUUGUUGUGAUUUCUUCAGCCGCAGCAUGGUGCCUCCCUCCAAGAAUGAGCUUCUACAAUGCAAGCAAAGCAGCAACCAUAAGCUUCUUUGAGACGUUGAGGGCUGAAUUCGGUCCUGAUAUUGGGAUAACUAUAGUGACUCCUGGGUUCACUAAGACGGAAAUGACAUCUGAUCAGCUUCUAGAACAGAUGGGCGUGAAAACUCUGCCAUUCGCAGUGCCACUUGAAUCUGCAGAAAGGUGUGCGAAGGCUAUAGUAAAGAGCACUUGUAGGGGUGACAUGUAUCUGAUUGAGCCAUCAUGGACGAGAACUUUGAUGUGGUUGAAGUGGUUUCUAGCUGCUCCAGUGGAUUGGUGUUUUCGCUUUCUGUUAGGCAAGCAUAGAGUUAUUCAUUAGCAGAAGCAUUGUCCAUGAAGGAAUGUUUAUUCACGUUAGAAUUUGAGCUUGAGUUUUCAGUUUUUAGUUUUGUAUCAAAGCUAAACUUGAGCGAACAUAGUGGGUAUCCUAUGGGCUUUUCACUGGUGGAGAUAAACAAGACAUGGACCUGACUUCUGUGCCAACCUUCAACUCCUCACAUACCGAAAUUUCAAUGAAGGUUUCAUUCGUAAUGGCUAUCAUCACCGGAGCCUCUUCAUUAACAACGAGCUUUUUUCCCAAAA
Molecule: messenger RNA, 1632 nt
Organism: Neltuma alba
Lineage: Eukaryota; Viridiplantae; Streptophyta; Magnoliopsida; Fabales; Fabaceae
Product: 11-beta-hydroxysteroid dehydrogenase-like 4A
Exons: 7
Coding region: 434-1369 (311 amino acids)
Cellular component (GO): cytosol
Molecular function (GO): oxidoreductase activity
Source: RefSeq, a predicted model, not a curated record